AUGACGGGAAUAGUUAGAUAUAUUCCCAAGAGCUCUUUAUGGCUCUGUCCGAUGUUUCUGAUCGGUUCGGACCUUAUUACGAAUUUAUAUGGUGGCGAUAAAGGACGGGCCAGUGUGACACGCCAGGUGCAGCGUAAGGGCAAAAAACUACUUGCUUCGCGUCGACCACGACGUCAAGAUGAACGGUCAAAUGCAGGUCGUGGUGGUUGA
Messenger RNA from Lachancea sp. 'fantastica', 210 nucleotides. NCBI's taxonomy places the organism in Eukaryota, Fungi, Ascomycota, Saccharomycetes, Saccharomycetales, Saccharomycetaceae. The record is from the annotation of a GenBank genome assembly.